Molecule: messenger RNA, 730 nt
Organism: Quercus lobata
Lineage: Eukaryota; Viridiplantae; Streptophyta; Magnoliopsida; Fagales; Fagaceae
Product: DEAD-box ATP-dependent RNA helicase 15-like
Exons: 5
Coding region: 106-579 (157 amino acids)
Molecular function (GO): ATP binding; nucleic acid binding
Source: RefSeq, a predicted model, not a curated record
GAUGCUUUUUCAGGUUUGAUUUAUGGAGGGAUAUGAGAUUGAGAGAGAAAGAAAGAGAGUUUGGUCGAAGGAGAGAAGAAGCCACCAUCGGAGGUGGUGGUUGUAAUGAAAAUUAUUCUUGCCGAUUUGGGCUUGUUUCAGAGGGAGAACACCACUCGAAUAUUGGCUCUGGCAAGGGAUAAAGAUCUUGGAUUGAAGAAUGUGAGGCAUUUUAUUGUUGAUGAGUGUGAUAAGAUGCUAGAAUCACUGGACAUGAGGAGAGAUGUGCAGGAGAUCUUCAAGAUGACUCCUCAUGACAAGCAAGUUAUGAUGUUUUCAGCAACUCUCAGUAAAGAGAUCCGCCCUGUUUGCAAAAAAAUUAUGAAAGAGCCAAUGGAAAUUUAUGUUGAUGAUGAGACCAAGUUGACUCUUCACGGUCUUGUACAGCACUACAUUUUAUUGAAGGAGGCAGGGAAAAAUCGCAAAUUGAAUGACUUUCUUGAUGCAUUGGACUUCAAUCAGGUUGUCAUUUUUGUCAAGAGUGUGACCAGAGCUGCUGAGCUGAACAAGUUACUUACCGAGUGUGACCAGAGCUGCUGAGUUGAACAAGUUACUUUGUUCAUGAAUUUUACUUUUAUUUUUCAUAUUUUUAUUGUAUGGGAAAAACACUUAGAUGGCAGUUUUUUGCUCUGUCAAGUUGAGAUUAACAGACAAACAAUCGUGUAAUAUUUUCCACACAAAGGUGAUAUAA